Molecule: messenger RNA, 2189 nt
Organism: Molossus molossus (Pallas's mastiff bat)
Lineage: Eukaryota; Metazoa; Chordata; Mammalia; Chiroptera; Molossidae
Gene: PDK3
Product: pyruvate dehydrogenase kinase 3
Exons: 12
Coding region: 158-1405 (415 amino acids)
Biological process (GO): protein phosphorylation; regulation of glucose metabolic process
Cellular component (GO): mitochondrion
Molecular function (GO): pyruvate dehydrogenase (acetyl-transferring) kinase activity
Source: RefSeq, a predicted model, not a curated record
CUGCUACUGCUACCGCGGCGGCUGCACCCCGGCGCCGAGGCCGAGGCAGAGGCUGGGCUGCGCGCUUGGAGAACGUGCUGGCUCCGUGCCUCUCGUCUGCAUUAGCCCCUGCGGCUGCCUGAGCGUCUCGGCUGGUGUGUGCACUGCCCCGGCGACGAUGCGGCUGUUCCGGUGGCUGCUAAAGCAGCCGGUGCCCAAGCAGAUUGAGCGCUACUCGCGCUUCUCACCAUCGCCGCUCUCCAUCAAGCAGUUCCUGGACUUCGGGAGAGAUAAUGCGUGUGAGAAAACUUCAUACAUGUUUCUACGGAAGGAACUUCCUGUGCGCCUGGCUAACACCAUGAGAGAAGUUAAUCUUCUGCCAGAUAAUUUGCUUAACCGCCCUUCGGUUGGAUUGGUCCAGAGUUGGUAUAUGCAGAGCUUCCUUGAACUUUUAGAGUAUGAAAAUAAGAGCCCUGAGGAUCCAAAGGUCUUAGAUAACUUUCUACAAGUUCUGGUUAAAGUCAGAAAUAGACACAAUGAUGUGGUUCCUACAAUGGCACAAGGAGUGAUUGAGUACAAGGAGAAGUUUGGGUUCGAUCCGUUCAUUAGCAGUAACAUCCAGUAUUUUCUGGAUCGCUUCUAUACCAACCGCAUCUCCUUCCGCAUGCUUAUUAACCAACACACACUUCUGUUUGGUGGUGACAUUAACCCUGCUCAUCCUAAACACAUUGGAAGUAUUGAUCCCACCUGCAAUGUGGCUGAUGUCGUGAAAGAUGCAUAUGAAACUGCCAAGAUGCUGUGUGAACAGUAUUACAUGGUAGCUCCAGAGUUGGAAAUUGAAGAAUUCAAUGCCAAAGCUCCAGGCAAACCUAUUCAGGUAGUUUAUGUGCCCUCCCAUCUGUUUCACAUGCUAUUUGAGUUGUUCAAGAACUCAAUGAGAGCAACAGUUGAACUCUAUGAAGAUAGAAAAGAGGCCUACCCAUCUGUUAAAACCCUUGUCACUCUGGGUAAAGAAGACUUGUCCAUUAAGAUCAGCGACCUAGGUGGUGGCGUCCCCCUUAGAAAAAUAGAUCGUCUUUUUAACUACAUGUAUUCAACUGCUCCUAGACCAAGCCUGGAGCCUACAAGAGCUGCGCCUCUGGCUGGAUUUGGUUAUGGCUUGCCAAUCUCUCGUCUGUAUGCCAGAUAUUUCCAAGGAGAUCUAAAACUGUAUUCUAUGGAAGGAGUGGGUACAGAUGCUGUAAUUUAUUUGAAGGCUCUUUCAAGUGAAUCAUUUGAGAGGCUUCCGGUGUUCAACAAGUCAGCGUGGCGUCAUUACAAGACCACGCCUGAAGCCGAUGACUGGAGCAAUCCCAGCAGAGAGCCCAGGGACGCUUCAAAAUACAAGGCAAAACAAGACAAGAUCAAGACUAAUAGAACUUUCUAGAGAACUGAAUGCUUUGGUCCUCUCUGUGAAGAAAGAUCAUCUUGCGCAAGUCAACCUCUGAGCUCCUUUCCUCUACCAACUCUGAGUGCGACGCCGACACCACAGUUCCUCCAGUGCUGGACCUUUCCCAGAGAAACGUUCAUGUAGCUACUUCAGCUCUUCCCACCAAAGUAGUAAAUCGAGUAAUUUUUCAUCGUAUGUUGUGAUUUGCUUGGUGCCUGUCGUAAGAGAGCACGCAGCCUCACGGGCACCCUCGUUUCCUCACACAUUUAUCCUCAUUAUCGUAGCGUUGAGUGUCUCCAGUGUCCCCAGGGUUCCAAGCUCUCUCCCCAUUCCAGACACAGCAGGUCUCUACUGUUGCACUUUGUGACCAAAUACCAUGUUUGUCCCAAGCCACCGACUCAGGCCUGGGGAGCCUGGAACUGAAGACAUCAGUGGAACACAUCUCGCUAAUUCAGUCCCAGAGCCCUUCCUCUGUCACAUGCGCCCCUCCCUCCACACCCUCUGACCGAGAGUUUUGCCUUCUGCCAUCUGAUCUUAUUCUCAUCGUGAGGUGUGUGUACUUUCACGCUAGUCUUCAAAGCAUCGGCUUGAUUUGAAAACUCACGUGUGUACUUCUAUUCUGUCCAUUAAACCGUUCCAAAAGUUGUCUUGGAAUUUUUCACUUAACUGCUUGGUUUCAAAGAUCUUAAGUGAAAAACUACCUUCUGGUCACCGUCGAGUUUGUAAAGAGUGGGAAGUGGAGCUUUUUUGCUUAUGUACACGUUGUGCUAAUCUAAUACUG